AUGCAGGUACUUGAUUCUCAUCUUGUUAGAAGCGAUGCCAUGAUUGGCUCAUUCAACUUAGACGUGGGAUCAGUCUAUGACAGCGAAGAACACACUUUUCAGAACAAAUGGUUGCUGCUAACGUCUAUGGAGGAGUCUAAAUCGUCAGGCGCCAAAGGUUAUUUGUUGGUCAGCAUCUCCGUGAUUGGACAAGGAGACGAUUUGCCAAUAUUCAAGAGAACUGAAGACGAUUUCGACAUAGAGACCAAUCUAAUCCAACCUGCAGGAGUGGACGUUCGGAGAGGAUGUUUCAAUCUGCAAGUUUUCCAAGCUGAAGAUCUUCCUCAGAUGGACGCAGGUGCCUUCGAAGGGAUGAAGAAAGUUCUUCGUGUCGGGGAAGAGAAGAAAGAGUUGGUUGACCCCUACCUUGUCUUCUCAUUCGCCGGGCAGUCGUUGGAGACGGAUGUAAAGUACACAAAUGAUCAUCCUCAAUGGAACCAGGAAUUACGGCUUCCAAUACGGUUUCCAUCGAUGUGCGAACGGUUGAAAUUGACCUUAAAGGACUGGGAUCGUUUGUCAACCGAUGAUUAUAUUGCUACUGGCUUCAUCGAUAUCAAUGAGAUCGGAUCAAGAGGAGACGACGGAUUUCUUCCUACUUUUGGACCAUGUUGGUUAAAUUUCUACGGUUCUCCUCGCGAAUUCGACACAUUCAACGAUGACUAUGAGGCUUUGAAUAUGGGGAGGGGGGAAGGCGCGGCCUACAGGGGGCGUGUCCUAGUUUCCAUGUCAACUGAGCUAGGGGAACCGCCUCCUGAAGACAUCGUAAGUAUCAGCUCUCAUGACAUUCAGAGGGUAGAUAAAUACAGACGACUUCGGAAAUACCACCUCUACGCCGCUUUCAUCAACGCCACCAUGGUCAGUGAGACUGAUCGCUCAGUGGAAUUUGAGGUUAGCAUCGGUAACUAUGGUAACAAACUCGAUGAGCGCGUCACACCGCAACCAUCGACCACGCAGCCUACGAACGCCGUGUUCGAUGGUAACCACUACUACUUCCUACCGUGGACGAAGACGAAGCCGUUGAUCGCCAUCAACAGCGAAUGGGAGGACAUCAGCUUCCGCCUCGACACCCUCAACAUCAUCCUCCACAUCAUUGCGAAACUGGAAAAGCACAUCGGUCAUGUGAAGACGUGUAUCAAAUCUGGAGCUAGUGAGAGCGAAGUAGCGACCCAUGUCAUCAAGACAAUCGACAAACUCAUAGAAGAUUGCAGGAGCCCUUUACCCGAAUUCGGCGACAUGAAGCAAUACGCAAACGCUCUCGACCAUCGGAGAUACGAGCUCAGACGACGAGUGUUGUUCGAGGUCGCUCGACGAGCAACGAUCCUCCGACAGGAAGCCAUUGAGCCGGAGGAAACCGUGGAUGAGCUCGAAGAAUACCUGAUCAUGCUACAGGAAAUCGCAGUCGAGCCCCAGAACAGUCUCCCAGAUGUUGUGAUCUGGAUGAUCUGUGGAUCCAAACGAACGGCGUACAUCCGGGUACCUGCCUACCAAGUCCUUUAUUCUGAUCAGCGAAGGGAUGCAUGUGGGCUGUUCUGCGGAAGAACUUUCAGCUAUUUCCUUAAGUAUUUGAAGGUGAAAGGUAAGGAUGACAACCGAUACGCCAUACCAGCGAUGCUGCGGCUCAAACUUUGGCUAGGACUUGAAUGUCACAGUGAAAACUUUCGAAAAGGAAUGUCAGAUUCGACUAUUGCUGUCUAUGCAGAAACGUAUGAAAAUCAAGUCAACAUCAUGGGUCAGUGGUCAGACAAGGGACUUCUAGGAAGACCGAAAUACUCCGAUUCAACUGGAAAGUUAUGA
Molecule: messenger RNA, 1833 nt
Organism: Lytechinus pictus (painted urchin)
Lineage: Eukaryota; Metazoa; Echinodermata; Echinoidea; Temnopleuroida; Toxopneustidae
Product: myoferlin-like
Exons: 17
Coding region: 1-1833 (610 amino acids)
Biological process (GO): membrane fusion; plasma membrane organization
Cellular component (GO): membrane
Source: RefSeq, a predicted model, not a curated record